ACAAAUAAAAAUAAAAUGGUCCCAGAGAAAAAAACCUCUUAAGCUUGGCUCCAAAAAUAACUUGUUCUAUAACAAGACACUGUCUCUACUAUCAACAGAAGAAUCCAUAGUCCCCACUCCCCACCAUACAGUGACACAUGCAUUAUUCCAUCACCAUAAAAUACUCCUAGUAAUAUUAUGCUUCUUUGUUUUCUCCUACAACAGUUCUUUGUUAAUGUUUGAGAAAAAACUAAUACUAUGUCUGGGUUUCUUAACAAUGAACUCUCCAAAAAGACUUCAAUUCUUGGUCUACGUUUAUGGGUCGUUUUGGGUAUUUGUGUAAUAGCUGCAAUUGUUGUUUUUCUCUUCCUUAUCUCACUUUGGUUCACUUCAAAACGUAACAGUAAAAAAACCCUUUCAUCAGUUUCAGCUAAGAAAAAAAACAAAAAACCAAACAUCCCUAACGUAUCCAAAGAAAUUCAAGAAAUUAAAAUCGACCCAUUUAAGCCACUGCCCGAAAACCCGAAGUUACUCCCGGGGCAGGACCCGAACCCAUUACCCGAACCCGAUUCUUUCGAGGAGGAAACACAGAGAAUUCACAUUGAAAUUGGAAAGGGUCAUAAGAUUGCUUAUCCGGAGCGGAUCGGGUCGGGUACCGGGUCGGGUCAUGGUAGCGAGCAAGCUAUUAUUGCUGUGCCUGAGGUUUCACAUUUGGGGUGGGGUCAUUGGUAUACAUUGAGAGAGCUUGAAAUUGCUACAAAUUAUUUUGCUGAUGAAAAUGUGAUAGGCGAAGGUGGGUAUGGAAUUGUUUACCGUGGUGUUAUGGAAGAUAAUAGUAGAGUUGCUGUUAAGAAUUUGCUUAAUAACAGGGGACAAGCAGAGAGGGAGUUUAAGGUUGAAGUUGAAGCAAUUGGUCGUGUUCGGCACAAGAAUUUGGUGAGGUUACUCGGUUACUGUGCUGAGGGAGCUCACAGGAUGCUUGUGUAUGAGUAUGUGGACAAUGGGAACUUAGAACAGUGGAUCCAUGGAGAUGUAGGGCCUUCCAGUCCUCUUACAUGGGAAAUUAGAAUGAGUAUCAUUCUUGGAACUGCUAAAGGGUUAACCUAUCUGCAUGAGGGCCUUGAACCCAAGGUUGUUCACCGUGACAUCAAAUCAAGCAAUAUUUUGCUUGAUAAGCAGUGGAAUCCAAAAGUGUCCGACUUUGGCUUGGCAAAGCUUUUGGGUGCUGAGAAGAGCUACAUUACUACUCGGGUUAUGGGAACAUUUGGUUAUGUUGCUCCAGAAUAUGCUAGCACUGGCAUGUUGAAUGAGAGAAGUGAUGUGUAUAGUUUUGGAAUUCUUAUUAUGGAAAUCAUAACUGGAAGGAAUCCGGUGGAUUACAGCCGUCCUGCUGGAGAGGUAACUCUGGUUGAUUGGCUUAAAUUAAUGGUUUCAAACCGGAAUACCGAGGGCGUUUUGGAUCCGAAGUUACCUGAGAAGCCUUCUUCAAGAACCCUGAAACGUGUCCUUUUGGUAGCAUUACGCUGUGUCGACCCCAAUGCUCAGAAGAGGCCAAAGAUGGGACAUGUGAUACACAUGCUUGAAGCUGAUGACUUUCCCUUUCGUGAUGACCGACGGGGUUCAAGGGAACAUGGUCGUUUACAUCGUGAUGGCGUGAAAGAGAGGGUAAUGGACAAGCGUAUUAUUGAAUCGGAUGAUAGCAGUGGAUAUGAAAGUAGUGUGCAAACCAACCGGGCUCUGUUCAGGAGACAAGAAACCGAUGAUGAGCAUUAGCGGCACCAAUUAAGGUAGUUAUAAAAGGUCAAUUCCAACCACGUUGUUUCGUCUGUCAUUCAUUUUGGAGCUAGCACAUGUAAAUAUCAUUCACUUAACUUCUGCAUUUUCAGUAAAGUCAUGGUAGAUCUUGUAGCAUAGCCCUUGUUAUUAGUAUACAUAUGUAAUUACCUUCAAUUUUGCUUCGAGCAUAGUUUUUACCAGUGAGUGUUUAAUUUUCCCAAAUGAAAGGACAUGAUUAAAAUAACCUACAACAA
Molecule: messenger RNA, 2009 nt
Organism: Lycium ferocissimum
Lineage: Eukaryota; Viridiplantae; Streptophyta; Magnoliopsida; Solanales; Solanaceae
Product: probable serine/threonine-protein kinase At1g01540
Exons: 7
Coding region: 238-1752 (504 amino acids)
Biological process (GO): protein phosphorylation
Molecular function (GO): protein kinase activity; ATP binding
Source: RefSeq, a predicted model, not a curated record